AACAGAAUAGUUAUUCAUUAAUCAAUAACUAACUUAUACCAUCAGAAGGUCCUGUACAACAGUGAAGAGUGCUGACAGUAGAAUGUUCCUGUUAUUUCGUAUACUUUUGUUCUGUGUUAUUAUAACAUUCAGCUAUGGGCUUGUGUUUCAUACAACAUCACUGCUAUUGCUGUUAGGGAUAUGCACAGCACUGGUGUUUACUGUAGUUGUCAUAGGUGUUCUCAAACCAUUGGCCUUUCCCUCUAGAGAAACAAUACCAGAUACAUACAACAAGGCAGUCCUCAUUAGAGGAUGUGACACAGGGGAAUAGACUAGCUAAAAAGCUGGAUUCACUUGGAUUUGUCACAAUCGCAUGCUGCUUGUCACCUGACCAAGAUGGACCAAUGGAACUCCAGCAUAGAUCUUCAUCAAAGCUUCACGUUAUUAAACUUGAUGUUAGAAAGAAUGAAGACAUUGAAAGUGCCAGAAAAUAUGUAGUCGAUAUUUUGCUAAAAACCAACUCUGAACUAUGGGGGCUUGUGAAUAAUGCUGGCAUUAGUAUGUUUAUGCCAUUUGAAUGGUACUCCACCUUUGAAGUUCUUAAUAUAUUCAACGUGAACACAUUUGGUCCUGUGAACAUGACGAGGACAUUCAUACCUCACCUGAGGAGAAGCAGGGGGAGGAUUGUCAAUGUAGCAAGUGCUGGGGGUCGCAACUCAUAUCCCAAUUCUUUGAUAUAUUGCAUGUCUAAGCAUGCAUUGGUGGCAUUGAGUGAUGGUCUUCGCCGUGAGUUAGCACCAUUUGGAAUCAGUGUGGCGAGUAUAGAACCUCAAGCAUACAGAACUCCACUAUUUAAUGCAGAGAGACUAAAACAGAAUAUGAAGGCAUCAUUUCGUUCUUGCUCAGAAGAUGUCAAACAGGCAUAUGGUGAAGGUUAUGAUGAACGCCUAGCUGAAGCAAUGAUAACUAAUGUAUACAAUGACAGGAAUGGGGCAAUUGUGAGGAAUGAUAUCAACGAGGUGGUAGACUGCAUGGUUCAUGCACUGACUGCAGUCAAACCAAGACAUCGCUACUGCCCACCUGAACCCCUGUAUAUCAUAGCAGAGUUUCUACUUAGUCUUCUGCCAAGUGAAAUAGUUGAUGGAAUAUUCAAUACAUUACUAGCCCCACUCAGUUUCAAUGCACUCUCUUCAAAGUGACACUUAUCACUAAUUGCACCUUUUUUACAUUUGGUCAGUCUGAUCUAGGAUAAAACUGAAAGAUAAUGAGUUAUGUGUACCUGGAAAGAACAUGGGUGGGACUUCUAUUAUCUAAAGGAGUGGUAUCGAUAUGGAGAACUGAAUUCAACAAUGUUUUUCUCUUAAACCAAUCAUUGAAAACAUUCUGUAAAAAAACAC
Molecule: messenger RNA, 1376 nt
Organism: Owenia fusiformis
Lineage: Eukaryota; Metazoa; Annelida; Polychaeta; Sabellida; Oweniidae
Source: the annotation of a GenBank genome assembly